This is a messenger RNA of Aedes aegypti (yellow fever mosquito), 2942 nucleotides long. Its product is annotated as stromal membrane-associated protein 1. The transcript is spliced from 3 exons. The record is from RefSeq and is a predicted model, not a curated record. NCBI's taxonomy places the organism in Eukaryota, Metazoa, Arthropoda, Insecta, Diptera, Culicidae. Gene Ontology annotation, molecular function: GTPase activator activity; metal ion binding. Bases 502 to 1911 code for a protein of 469 amino acids.
UGACGGGACGGGGUGAAAGUUUCUUCCACACACAUCUUUUCAGAGAAGAAAGAAGAAGCAGCAGCAGGCUAUCAAAAGGCUGGAAGAAAAUAAUAAAAUUUCCAAAUCGCACUUUUGCACAGUGAAUUUUGUAUCAAUUCUCAUUCAUUGCGUUCUUUGGAGUGUGCAAAAUCUUCGGUCCUCAGUGACAGUGGAAAAUUUUUUACAAAACUGGCAAACAUCCUCCAGCCUGAAAAAAGGAUUUGCCGAACUUCGAUCAGGGGUUUUUCUUCCAUCGAAAAAGGGGCAGAUCCCGAUGUGUUGUGCUGUUAUUACUGCUGCUUCGUUGGUCACUUCGGAAGUAAUCACAAAAGGACGGAUUAGCUGCUGAAGAAACUAUCUCAAAGGAAGCACAUCCGGGACACAGACAGUCCAAGCAUUGAUAAGCUUCUCUAAGCUCUAAUCAGACAGUUGUUGGAAGUUUUUUCGCCACUGAUACGGAAAUAACAGUAGUACGCCGAGAUGAGUCGGAAGAAUGAAACGGAGCGGCAGAAGCAGAUCCAGGAAAAAUGCCAAAUGCUGCUGACGAAGAUGCUGCGGGACGAUGACAACAAGUACUGCGUGGACUGUGACGCCAAGGGACCUCGCUGGGCUUCGUGGAAUCUGGGCGUGUUCCUGUGCAUAAGAUGCGCUGGCAUCCAUCGCAAUUUGGGGGUGCACAUCUCUCGGGUCAAGUCGGUAAAUCUGGACAGCUGGACGCCGGAGCAAGUGGUAUCCUUAGAGCAGAUGGGUAACUCACGAGCCAGAGCAGUAUACGAGGCACUGUUACCGGAUGGUUUCCGGCGGCCACAAACUGAUUCGGCGUUGGAGAGUUUCAUCCGUGCCAAGUACGAACACAAGAAAUAUCUGGCACGAGAGUGGGUUCCACCUCCGCCACCAAAAGUAGACUGGGACAAAGAGAUUGACGAGGAAAUUGAGCGACAGAAGCGCAAGAAGAAGGCUGCCUCUAGUGGGGGAACCAUUUCGCUGGGCACGACUGGUUCGUUGGGAAGUUCGUCAGAUAAGAAAAGUUCGACCAGUUCAAACUCGACUACGGCAGCGGUUCCAUUGCCAAAACUUAAAGCUCCGGCCAGCAGUACGAAGGCGUCAAGCAGAAACUCGACUGAAACGGCGGCAAGUUUAGCUGCUAAUAAUAGUCAGACCUCAUCAGAUUUGUUGGGGUUGUCUUUGGGAGGAGAUGUAACUCCAAAGAAGACAAAUGGCGAGAGCACGCUGGAUAUCUUAUCGAGUGGAGGACCGGAUAGGCCAAGUGAAAAAGCCGCUGGCGGCGAUGAGCUCUCCUCCAACUUGGCGAAAGAAGAGGCUGACUUUUUUAAUCAAGCUCCUAGUAAAGGUACUGAUGCUCAGGGAAAGUUAACGAAGGACAAAAUCAUGGCUCUUUACGGGUCUGCACCUACGACAAUGGUGAACAACAAUUUUGGAGGAGCGUUUGGUAAUUUCAACAGUUUCCAACCUAACGCUUACCCUCCGGCACCAAAUGUAGCGAUGAAUCCUUAUCAGAUGAAUAAUGGUCAACCUGCGCCAGCAGCUGGUGGAUUUGGUGCCUUCCAGGCUUUCCCUACGGCAAAUGGCCAGUACAUGGUUCCAGGUGCUGCGACGGGGGCUCCAAAUAUGCAAGCUGCUAACCUGAUGUAUAAUGGACCAUUCCAAUCGGCUGCUGUGCCGACGACGGCUCAGUCUCAACCGGCAUUCGGUGCAAUUCAGUUUCCCAAUCCCCUGCAAAGUCAACAAGUGCCGUCAGCCGGUGGCUUCGUCGGUAUGACCGGCGCUGUUCCAGCCUUUGCAAACUUUCCCCCGCAACCGACGCAGACUCAACCCGACAAGUUAAGCAAUCAGUUCGGUACCAUGAACCUACGAGACGUGUGGCAAUAAUUUACAUUAAUCAAAUCCUGAUUUACUUAUGUGUAUCUUCUGGAACCUCCGCAGACUUAUUUUCAAAAAAAAAAAACUUACACACACUCCCCGAAGGGCAAACACGUUGUGCAAAUACUUAGACGACAAACCGGAAAACUGCCCUAGCUCGGGGGUUGAAUCCUUAAGGAAGACGAAAGAAUUCAAUAUGUUUACUUAUAUAUUUUAAAACUUAAAACACAUUGAUAGAAAAAGGCGAUCCUGAAUCCGCAAUAUACCAAUCAAAGCUCUUGUAUGUUGUUAAAUCUAUUUAAAUCUUCUUUACUGACAGCAAAUUUAAAUGUUUCGUUUGCAUUUUUGCGGCUUGUUUUUAUAUUUUCCCAAUUCGGUUAACAAUGAAUCACACAUUUUGAUCAAUAAUUUGAUUGAUUUGAGUGAAAGUGAGAAAUAAAACCUACGGAACAUUAUAUCACAAAUCAUAACUAUAAAUAUAUAUUGGAUGUAUAAACUGAAGAUGCAGUAAAUUACAGGAAACAGAUGAACCUAUAAUACCUAUUAAGAAUAACGUCGAACAGAGAAAGGAGUGACACACACAUACACGAGCGGAGUGAGCUUCAAGGCACCCUAGCAAACAAUACGAAAUCAAACACACAGAGUGGCAGAGGAUCAAUAUCAGCAAGUGUUUGGGGCUUAUCUGUUAAUCCUUCAUUAAUGUACACACAACCAAACAUCUGCACGUACACAUGCAAAUUACAGAAACCUAAAGAAAACAAUAGUAGGUAUUACAUUUAUACUUAACGAAACAAAACAAAAAUAACAGAGAGAAAAUGUAGAGAAGGAUGAUUGCCAGGCGAAAAAUAAUCUGUAUAAGGGAAAACUUAGAUAAAAGAUUCAAUUAAACAUUAGUACGAAACAGAUAGCAACAGCAGAAGAGGACAGUCUAAUUUGUAAUGCUGCAUAUGUGUAAUUUGCAUAUGAAGAGAAAAAAACUAGUAUUGAUAUAAAAAGUGGAUAUAAGUUUAUGGUAAAUAAAUAGGAAAAUUGAAAACUAA